CACAGCCACAACUUUAGAUAAUGAAAAUCAUCAAAAAUAUCCACAUUACCCCCCAAAAACUCAUAUAUAUAUAAAAAAAAUAAUAAUAAAAUAAUAAAGAAAUCCACAUGGCCCCCCAGUUAAAUUCCUUUCCACAAUCAACAAAAAUAUCUCCCUAACCAGUCAAUUCCAUAGGAGUGGCAACUGGCAAUCGAACCUCAAUUUUGAGUGGUAAUAGCUGUUUGAUGUGUUGUGUUCAUUAAAACCUCAAAAUUUGGAGUGAGAUCUCGUUUUACCUUUCGGGCUUUAGUUUCUGGAUUAUGGCUUCCCUCGCUACUUCAUCAGUGACACCAUACUUAUCUCACUCUUCAAACCUCAAUUUCACAACUCUUGAAAAGAACUUCAAAUGCUGUCCAAAUGUGAGUUAUGAAAGUGGUGCUUCUUUUAGCAGAAGCAGCAGCCUUAGGAGGAACAGAAGUUCAUCCUCGUCAUCUGUAUGCGUCGGCCUCACCAUUAGAAGUGCUGCAACCAAACCUGCCAAAUCACCAGCUGAAGAAGAGUGGUCCAUUAAGCGGAAAGUCUUGCUUGAGAAGAAGGUCCGAAGUGUAGAGGUCAAAGAAGCUUUGAGACUACAAAAAGAAAAUAACUUUGUGAUACUUGAUGUUCGUCCAGAGGCUGAGUACAAAGAGGCACAUCCACCAGGAGCUAUUAACGUUCAAAUAUAUAGGCUGAUAAAGGAGUGGACAGCCUGGGAUAUUGCCAGGAGGGCUGCAUUUGCAUUCUUUGGCAUCUUCCAAGGCACUGAAGAGAACCCUGAAUUCUUGCAGAUUGUUGAAUCAAAAUUAAAUAAGAAUUCCAAGAUUAUAGUAGCUUGCUCUUUUGGUGGAACCAUGAAGCCAUCCCAAAACCUUCCAGAAGGCCAACAAUCAAGGUCUCUGAUAGCAGCUUACUUGCUAGUUCUCAAUGGAUAUACUAAUGUGUAUCACCUGGAGGGAGGACUAUAUACCUGGUUUAAAGAAGAGUUGCCUUGUGUUUCUGAAGAAGACUGAAGCUAUAAAAUUAAUUGCAGAAACUAGCUAUAGUUGUAGGUUGGUUCCUCAAUAGUUUGCAUCACAUUCAGCACCAUUGGUCCUGGGUGACAGGAUAUUUUUGUACAUAAACGACUUACCUCAAUAGAGUUUGAGGACUGGAAAUUACCAGAAGAAACUAACCACUGGCCUCCUCCAAAAUCACGUUUUACCUACAUUCCUUCCUUUAAAUUUUGUCCAGAAAAGUACCACAUUUGCCUCCAGAACUGUAAACAAAUAACAGCACACACUUGAAUGGCACAAGAUCAAAUGUUUUUUUUUUUUUUUUUUAUAUUUGCAGGGUGUCUACCGUCGGCAACAGUGACUAAUCUACUUCGCUAAUGGUAGGCACCUUGAUGGGUGGAAAAGUUGAUCAAAGGAUUAAAAGUUGUUCCAUACUCACGGCGAAAUUCAAACCCUCAACGUAUGGUUAAGGGUGAAGGAGUCUUUACCACUCGACCACAACAACCCUUUGGUUGCACAAGAUCAAAUGCGAAGAGGGGGUGAAGGAAUUUGACUUCUCACUCCGUGUCUCUGAAAAAAUCUCCCAAAAAAAAAAAAAAGUUACACCAAAGUCCAAAAACAUACCCAAAGUGAAAAUUAAUUAACCCCACGAAAGCUCGAAUAGAUGUGAUAAUGAUUUGAAGAUGGCUGUAAAGGUCAUCUUCACUCGUUGUUUCUUUUUUCAAACAAAAGGCCCGAAUCAUAUUAUUCCUUCUUCACCUUUUCUUGUCUUUUGGGGAUGGUUUGGAGCUAAUUUCGGCGCAACAACAGCAUCACAUUCACGGGUCACUGCUGAGGUUUAUUGAUUCCCCCACUAUUUCAAUUGUCAAAACUUUAGACAUUAAAUUUCAUGCUUGAAUGCAAUAUUAAGGUUGAUUAAUUAAAGUAACCCAUUGAAUUGAACUAGUCAAAGGCUCAAAGCGCAAACAGACGUUGGACGGUUGGUGGGCAAAUUUGAAACCAAAGCGUGAAAAUUGACUCACCCCUCCAAAAUGGCAACCCUCUCCAUAUACUGAUGCUGAGUAAAAGUUUCGACCUUUGGUCAGUGUUAUCAUCCCUUUUUGAGUUUCUUGGAUUGAAAACAUAAAAUAUCCCUUUGAAUUACACAAUGUAGAAAUAUGCAGAUUGUGAUAAAUUAGUAUUAAUGGAGAUGCCUCCUCAAUUCUCCAUAUCAGAUUAUCAGUAUAUUAACCUUAUCAUCAUUGUAUAGUAGUGACAUCAUUAGUGUGAGUAAAGAAAAUAGUUGUUCAAUUAAAAAAGCCAUACGCCGUGGCCCGUGAGGUGAAUAAAGGCCAGCAAACAACAUUCACAAUGGUCCCUCUACUUGUUUACGCUCAAAUGUAAUGAGAUUAACCUUCCAAU
This is a messenger RNA of Oldenlandia corymbosa var. corymbosa, 2411 nucleotides long. The record is from the annotation of a GenBank genome assembly. Lineage: Eukaryota; Viridiplantae; Streptophyta; Magnoliopsida; Gentianales; Rubiaceae.